GACAACCUAGAAGCAUAGAAGAACCAACAACUAUACCUUGCGAAAUUGCGCAAAUUCCACUAUACCUUUCUCCACGCGGCCUUUUUCUCUCUCUCCUCCUUUAAUGCUGUUUAUCUUGAGCAAAAUCAUCCAGAAACUCAUCUAACCCUAGUUUUUAUCUUCAAAUUCAGGUGUUGGGUAGCCGAAUCUUCUUAGAAGUUCUAUAUAUUACUGUUAGUUGGAAUGGCAUCUCUUUCUGAGUCAUGGAUGAGGGAGUAUAAUGAAGCAUCAAAGCUUGCUGAUGAUAUAAACAGCAUGGUCUCGGAGGCGAGUACUUUACCGGCAACUGGAACACAGACACAGCGUCAUUUUUCUGCCACUCGCAGGAAGAUCACCAUAUUGAAUACUAAACUUGAAAAUCUGGAGUCACUUUUAGCAAAGCUCCCAAGCAUGCAGGCAAUAACAGGGAAAGAGAUAAAUAGACGUAAUGACUUGCUGACGAAUAUGAAAUCUAAAGUCAAUCAGAUGGCAAACACACUCAAUUCAUACAGUGCUGCUUACAGGGACCGCUUACUUGGUCCAGAUUUAAAGUCAGAUGAUGUAAUAAAGAGGGCAUCUAACAUGGAUAACCAGGGGAUUGUAGGUUUUCAACGUCAGAUUAUGAGAGAACAAGACGAGGGCCUUGAGAAAUUGGAGGAGACAGUAAUAAGCACAAAACAUAUAGCACUGGCAGUCAACGAAGAGCUCAACCUUCACACUAGGCUCCUGGAUACCUUGGAUGACCAUGUGGAGUCAACGAAUUCUCGUUUGCAGCGUAUUCAAAGGAGAUUGGCCGUUUUCAAUAAACGCACCAAGGGAGGUUGCACCUGCCUGUGUCUACUGGUUAUCUUGAUUGUGUUUCUCAUCCUUGUCGUAUUGGCCCUGAUCAAGUAUUUUUAGGACUAUGUUGUUGUAGGUCCUGGAUGGCAAAUUGAACUCGGACCUGUCAGCGAAAGUGUAGAUAUUGGGAUCUGCAAGUGAUUUCAUCGCUUAAAGUACCUGUUGGACCUUAAUUUUUUUGCAGUGAUUAUGGAUUAGUUGCAAAAUGGGCAGCCUUCAUGCAUAGUAUAUAAAGUAUAUGUGUCUUCCGCAAUUCUCACCCUUCUGUAUUAUUCCUCUAAGAGCAUCUAGUCUUUCUUCAAGUUAAAUUUCAGCAUCUGCUGAAUUUUUCUCUGAUGACCCCCUUACUUGUAAACAUUAGCUUCUGUUGUCCUAAGCUCGUACUUAUUCAUGAAUUCUGGAUGGUUUAUUGGAAGCUCAUUGUCUAUUUUAGCAGUA
Messenger RNA from Beta vulgaris subsp. vulgaris (sugar beet), 1296 nucleotides. RefSeq names its product syntaxin-52. Gene Ontology annotation, cellular component: SNARE complex; endomembrane system; membrane. Lineage: Eukaryota; Viridiplantae; Streptophyta; Magnoliopsida; Caryophyllales; Amaranthaceae. Bases 223 to 918 code for a protein of 231 amino acids. The transcript has 7 exons. Gene Ontology annotation, biological process: intracellular protein transport; vesicle fusion; vesicle-mediated transport. Gene Ontology annotation, molecular function: SNAP receptor activity; SNARE binding. The record is from RefSeq and is a predicted model, not a curated record.